ACCUCUUACCCACUCCCAGCUUAUAUAAAGCUAGCAUGUAAGACUACAAAUAUACUCCAUCUCAAGAAGGCAGUGCGUGGAAAGGAGUUGUUCAGUAUGGGUUCUCUACAAGUGAUCUUUGCUGUGGCUCUCUGCUAUGCAUUCCUCCUACCUGGUGAAUGCAUCACAGGGGGAAAGGAAUCUACACCACACUCCCGUCCCUACAUGGCCUCACUGCAGCUGGAGGGCAAACACAACUGUGGUGGAUUUCUGAUCUCCAGUGAAUGGGUUAUGAGUGCUGCACACUGCUUCCAGGACAGCGAAAAUUAUAAGGUGGUGUUGGGUGCUCAUUCCAUAUCUCAGGCAGAGGACACAAAACAAACCUUUGACAUGGCUGCUGUCUAUAAACAUCCCAGUUUCAACAUUGAUAACUACGAUAACGAUAUUGCCUUGGUCAAGCUAAGUCAACCAGUCACAGAGACGGAUGCAGUGAAGCCUCUGACGUUCCAGAGAGCAGGAGGGGGUGAUCCAAAUACAGAUGCCACUGUGGAAACUGCAGGUUGGGGUUCACUAGACAACCUGGGCAACCGGGCAGACAAGCUGCAUGAAGUGACCGUUGCUGUUAUAAAAAGACAAACCUGUAGUCGCAGUAACUCCUAUGGGGAUUCCUUUACCACGAAUAUGCUCUGUGCUGGAAAACAACGCAAGGACACCUGUGAUGGUGAUUCUGGUGGUCCUCUGCUGUAUAAUGGCGUUGCAGUAGGAAUAACCUCAAAUGGAGGGAGGAGAUGUGGUUCCACCAGGAAGCCUGGCCUCUACACCAUUAUAUCGCAUUACAAUGAUUGGAUCACCCGCACUAUGUCCCAGUAACAUGUCAGCAGCCUGACUCACAAUAUGACCAUAUUAUUGCUUGUUAUAUCAUAUUACUGCUAGUAGACCUCCUCUUACUCUAACUUUGAGGAAGAUUCAAUUUAAUCUCAUCUAUCCAGCCUUUAUUGUCAUACUGGUCAUAGAGGCUAGGCACUACUUCAUGUCUUUCAUGUUGUAACAGGUUACUUGCUAUAGCUCAACACUAUACAGUAUACAGUUUUACAUGGUUCUUUGUGAAAGUUGCACAGUUUAUUUUGUUCAUUUUAAUAUGAUGUAUAAAUAUAAUAGGUUUAUUCAGAUUUUAUACCAGAAUUUAAAAUGUAUUGGUUGUCAUGUCACAAGACAGUAACAGAUGUAAAUGCUUCAUGCAUCAGUAUUAUAUUACAAAUAUAUAUCACUUUUUUUUUUUAUUUUAAUGAUGUGUAUUAUCUUAUACUCAGAUUUUAAAAAUGAGUUAUGUAAAAAUGCUUGGGUAUUUUUAUAAUAAUAUGCCAAAAACUAUCUGGACAUACCUGUUUAAGUUGCAAGAAGGUGUUCUAUCAUGUUUGCCAGAUAAAUAAAGAAAUAAACAAAUACCAAAUGUCUAACUACAUGGACAAGUAUGUAUCUCAGCAAUGUCAAUAAAUAUAUGGAAUGCAGCCUAAAA
This is a messenger RNA of Hemibagrus wyckioides, 1495 nucleotides long. It is a transcript of the gene cfd, whose product is annotated as complement factor D (adipsin). The record is from RefSeq and is a predicted model, not a curated record. The transcript is spliced from 5 exons. Lineage: Eukaryota; Metazoa; Chordata; Actinopteri; Siluriformes; Bagridae. Gene Ontology annotation, molecular function: serine-type endopeptidase activity. Bases 97 to 849 code for a protein of 250 amino acids. Gene Ontology annotation, biological process: proteolysis.